UAAUAAGCCGAGACGCAAUCCUCGCGAGACUCCUAACCUGUAGGAGCGUAUAAAGUUUCUCGUGGAUGUCAACACUAUCGUCAUCAUCAGUGGAAAUGGCGACGAAGCUUAUGCAAGCGAUUCAGUAUGAUAGCUAUGGCGGUGGCCCCGCCGGUUUGAAGCAUGUUGAGAUUCCAGUUCCUACUCCAAAUAAAAAUGAAGUUUUGCUGAAAGUGGAAGCAACUUGUCUGAACCCUGUUGAUUGGAAGAUUCAGAAGGGGGCGACACGGCCUCUGUUACCACGAAAAUUUCCCUAUAUCCCUUGUACCGAUAUAGCUGGAGAGAUAGUAGAGGUUGGACCACAAGUCAAAGAUUUCAAAGUUGGUGACAAAGUUGUUGCUAAACUCGCUCACGAUCGUGGGGGUGGACUAGCUGAGUUUGCUGUGGCUAGUGAGAACUUGACAGCUUCAAGACCACCUGAAGUCUCAGCUGCUGAAGCUGCAGCGUUACCCGUGGCUGCACUCACAGCUCACCAGUCCCUCACUGAAGUUGCCGGAGUCAAGCUUGAUGGAACUGGCGAACAAAAGAACAUCUUGGUAACUGCAGCCUCUGGUGGCGUGGGUCACUGUGCAGUUCAACUGGCAAAGCUAGGAAACACAUAUGUAACUGCCACCUGUGGGGCCCGCAACAUUGACUUCGUCAAGAACUUAGGUGCUGAUGAGGUUCUUGACUAUAAGACUCCAGAAGGAGCUGCUCUAGAGAGUCCAUCUGGUCGAAAAUACGAUGCAGUGAUACAUUGCUCGACUGGAAUACCGUGGUCCACUUUUGAGCCUCAGUUGAGUGAUCAUGGGAAGGUAAUAGAUCUAACUCCUGGCUUGAGUUCAAUAGCGACUUUUGCUCUGAAGAAGCUCACAUUCUCUAAGAAGCAGCUGGUGCCGUUCUUGGUAUCAGCCAAGAAAGAGAACCUGAGUUAUCUGGUUCAAUUGGUGAAAGAUGGGAAGCUUAAAACUGUCAUUGACUCUCGUUUUCCUCUGGGUAAAGCUGAAGAUGCAUGGGCUAAGAGCAUCGAUGGCCAUGCUACUGGAAAAAUCAUUGUGGAGCCAUAGACAGAGUUGCUUGAAACUGCCGGAUCCUGUUGUGUGUGCAUACAUAUACAUAUGUACGUAUUGAGAACAGUAAAUAUGUAUUGUCGUGUUGAAAUGAAGAGCUUGAUAUAUCAGCAAGACGGAUGGUUUAAAGUUUUAAACACUGGUGGCUUUUGAACUUCAGUUCUGUAAAUUAUGAAUGUGUUUUAUGGUAAUGAUAUUCCAUACGUUUUAUAGAGGAUUGCGAUUGAACUUUUA
Messenger RNA from Prosopis cineraria, 1322 nucleotides. RefSeq names its product chloroplast envelope quinone oxidoreductase homolog. NCBI's taxonomy places the organism in Eukaryota, Viridiplantae, Streptophyta, Magnoliopsida, Fabales, Fabaceae. The transcript has 4 exons. Bases 66 to 1085 code for a protein of 339 amino acids. Gene Ontology annotation, molecular function: oxidoreductase activity. The record is from RefSeq and is a predicted model, not a curated record.